Limanda limanda (common dab) is the source of this 1032-nucleotide messenger RNA. RefSeq names its product UDP-N-acetylglucosamine transporter-like. NCBI's taxonomy places the organism in Eukaryota, Metazoa, Chordata, Actinopteri, Pleuronectiformes, Pleuronectidae. Gene Ontology annotation, biological process: pyrimidine nucleotide-sugar transmembrane transport. Gene Ontology annotation, molecular function: UDP-galactose transmembrane transporter activity. Gene Ontology annotation, cellular component: Golgi membrane. The record is from RefSeq and is a predicted model, not a curated record. The transcript has 7 exons. The coding region runs from base 1 to 1032 and encodes 343 amino acids.
AUGGUCCUUUCCUCGGCACACUCCUUGAGUCUGAAGUAUGUGUCUCUGGGGGUCCUGGUGUUGCAGACCACGUCGCUGGUGCUCACCAUGCGCCACUCCCGCACCCUGAAGGAAGAUGGCCCCCGCUACCUGGCCUCGUCCGCUGUGGUGCUGGCCGAGGUGCUCAAGGUCCUCACCUGCACCCUGUUGGUCUUAAAGGAUUGCAGUUUCAAUGUGCAGUCUAUGAUCCAGCUGCUGAAGGAGGAGAUUGUGAACAAGCCCAUGGAGACCAUGAAGUUGGCCAUUCCUGCAGGAAUCUACACACUGCAGAACAAUCUGCUCUAUGUGGCCUUAUCCAACCUGGACGGAGCCACCUACCAGGUGACGUACCAGUUGAAGAUCCUCACCACCGCACUGUUCUCUGUCUCCAUGCUGGGGAAGAGUUUGGGCCUCCACCAGUGGCUCUCGCUGGUCCUACUCAUGGCUGGCAUUGCUCUAGUGCAGUUGCCCACAGACUCUGGAAGUGACCCGGAGCAGACGAUCCCGACGGCAGGAUCCCAGUUUGUGGGCCUGAUGGCUGUGCUGGCGGCCUGUGUGUCCAGUGGCUUUGCUGGAGUAUACUUUGAAAAAAUCCUCAAGGAGACCAAACAGAGUGUGUGGCUCCGUAACAUACAGCUGGGUUUGUUCAGCUUUCUGUUUGGCUCUGUAGGAAUGAUGAUAUAUGACGGCCAGAAGGUGAUACAGUCAGGAAUGUUUCAGGGCUACAACUCUAUAACCUGCAUCGUAGUCGUCUUACAGGCUCUGGGCGGGCUGGUCGUAGCUGUGGUCAUUAAAUAUGCAGACAACAUCCUCAAAGGAUUUGCCACAUCUCUGUCCAUCAUCCUGUCCGCUCUCAUUUCAUAUUUCGUGUUGACGGACUUCAAUCCCACUGGACUAUUUUUCAUUGGGACCACGCUGGUUAUGGCCGCCACCAUUCUGUACAGCUACCAGUGCAAACCUUCGCAAAGUGUUAGCGUCAUCAAGGCAGAGACCGGACCGAACUGUCCCACCUGA